Saccharomyces paradoxus is the source of this 1410-nucleotide messenger RNA. RefSeq names its product phosphoglycerate dehydrogenase SER33 (gene SER33). The record is from RefSeq and is a predicted model, not a curated record. Lineage: Eukaryota; Fungi; Ascomycota; Saccharomycetes; Saccharomycetales; Saccharomycetaceae. The transcript has a single exon. Bases 1 to 1410 code for a protein of 469 amino acids. Gene Ontology annotation, molecular function: oxidoreductase activity, acting on the CH-OH group of donors, NAD or NADP as acceptor; NAD binding.
AUGUCUAAUUCAGCCACCGAUAAUUUGCAAGAUUCAUUCCAACGUGCUAUGAACUUUUCUGGUUCUCCAGGUGCGGUCUCGACCUCACCAACCCAGUCAUUCAUGAACACGCUACCUCGCCGUGUAAGCAUUACAAAGCAGCCAAAAGCUUUAAAACCUUUUUCUACUGGUGACAUGAAAAUUUUAUUGUUGGAAAAUGUCAAUCCAACUGCAAUCAAAAUCUUCAAGGACCAGGGUUAUCAAGUGGAAUUUCACAAGUCUUCCUUGCCUGAGGAUGAAUUGAUUGAAAAAAUCAAAGAUGUACACGCCAUUGGUAUCAGAUCAAAAACUAGAUUGACUGAAAAAAUACUACAACAUGCGAGGAACCUAGUUUGUAUUGGUUGUUUUUGCAUAGGUACCAAUCAAGUAGACUUGAAGUAUGCCGCCAGUAAAGGUAUUGCUGUUUUCAAUUCGCCUUUUUCCAAUUCAAGAUCUGUAGCAGAAUUGGUAAUUGCUGAGAUCAUUAGUUUAGCAAGGCAGUUAGGUGAUAGAUCCAUUGAACUGCAUACAGGUACAUGGAAUAAGGUCGCUUCUAGAUGUUGGGAGGUAAGAGGAAAAACUCUUGGCAUUAUCGGGUAUGGUCACAUUGGUUCACAAUUAUCAGUCCUUGCAGAGGCCAUGGGUUUACAUGUGCUAUAUUACGACAUUGUGACAAUCAUGGCUUUGGGUACUGCCAGACAAGUUUCUACACUGGAUGAAUUAUUGAAUAAAUCUGACUUUGUAACAUUACAUGUACCAGCCACUCCUGAGACCGAAAAAAUGUUAUCUGCCCCACAAUUUGCUGCUAUGAAGGACGGAGCUUAUGUCAUCAAUGCUUCAAGAGGUACUGUCGUAGAUAUUCCAUCUUUGAUCCAAGCCAUGAAAGCUAACAAAAUUGCAGGGGCCGCUUUGGAUGUUUAUCCACAUGAACCGGCUAAAAAUGGUGAAGGCUCUUUCAACGACGAUUUGAAUAGUUGGACUUCCGAAUUAGUGUCAUUACCAAAUAUUAUCUUAACACCCCACAUCGGUGGUUCUACUGAGGAAGCUCAAAGUGCUAUUGGUAUUGAAGUGGCAACGUCCCUAUCUAAGUACAUUAAUGAAGGUAACUCCGUGGGUUCUGUGAACUUCCCAGAAGUCAGCCUGAAGUCCUUGGACUACGAUCAAGAGAACACAGUACGUGUCUUGUAUAUUCAUCGUAACGUUCCUGGUGUUUUGAAGACAGUUAAUGAUAUCUUAUCCGAUCACAAUAUUGAAAAACAAUUUUCUGAUUCUCAUGGUGAGAUCGCUUAUCUAAUGGCAGACAUUUCUUCUGUUAAUCAAAGCGAAAUCAAGGAUAUAUAUGAAAAGUUGAACCAAACCUCUGCCAAAGUUUCUAUCAGGCUUUUAUACUGA